UCAUACAUAUACCUGUUUGAGUGAUGUUGUCUUGUUGUGUAAGAGAUGGUGCCAUAGGAUGUGAUGGCUAUUGUGUACAAUGUUUUGAAAGAAGAGAAGCCAUGUUUUGGAUGUCUUAUGUCAUAACCACUGGUGAUCACAACAUCUCCAUUAAAACAGUAAAUAUUGGACAUCAUUGAUGAGUUGGUCACCACUAGUUGUCCCCAACCGAAGCCAAUGUGACCACACUUGAAGAUAUCCAUCAUAUGAAAGACUAAACAUUACAUCACAUGUAAGACAACAACUGAUAUGACAUUUGCAGUCAUAUCUAAUGUCUUGUCUUUUGAUUAAAUGUGAUAAUCGUUUGAUAUUAAACCACAUUUGAUGUCUUAAAGUGAAUGAAUGGAUGCAAUGAAAUGAAUGUCACAUUUGUUUUGAAGAAAUUUUUAAUUGUUUUAAAUUGAUUGUUGUUUUGUCUGUGAAUGUCAUAAGUGGUUGUCUUCAGUGGUAGUCUUCAGUCAUGCGAAUGGUUUCCGACAAAUCGAAUCCUUUACUCACAUCUUAUAUGUCGACCGCACUGUCCAACAGUUCAUCGCAGAACAGCUCAAGAAUCAAGAGAUUGUCGAAUAAAACAAAAACCAGAAAAAAGACAAAACAUGAGAGAGAUUCAGAUGACGAUCGGGACAAAUGUUCGGACCAUUUCCGUGAGGCCACACAACACCGUAUUGUUAAAAGUAGUGACCGAUGUGUCACUAAUCGGUUGGUCGACACAAAUGCUAACAACAAAAACAAAAGCGUGAAAUCAUUUGCUCGAAAACUGUCCGAAAGUGAUAGCGAAGACUCGGAUUCAGUGUCGAGUGUUUCCGAAAUGGAUAGACACGAGAAUUGCGAGUUUUCGAUCGUCAAAGAGUCCAACAACUCAAACAUUGGUGCUCUUAAGCUUCGGAUUGCAACCCGAAGAACAAAUUCGGUUCCAAAUAAAAAGUCUGAAGCAAAUCAUAUUAUAUCGAAAAGACAACUGAGUGUCACUGAAGUAGUUUCCGGUGUAAUCAAUGAGCCCAAUGAUCAUGAAGACCAUGGAGUGGACUGUCAGUGUUGGAAACACGCGGGUAAAGGCAAACGACAACCGAUUCCCAUUAAGUUAAAUCACAAACACAGACGUAAAUACCGACAAAAUGACAGCUCAUAUGACUCGAGUCGAAGUCGAAGCAGAAGUCGGAGUGGAAGUCAUAGUCGAAGUGAGAGCAGAGACUCAAAUCAGAGUUAUUCUGACUGUUCUUCAAGAAGUUGUAGUACAAGUAGCAGCGGUUCAUCAUAUUCAUCAUCUCACAGUUCCAGCAGUUGUCGCAGUUCCAGCUGUUCCAGCACUGGUUCCUCUUCAGAUUCGUCGAGUGGUUCCAGUAUUUCCGGUGAUAGUGAGUCGUCAGACAGUGAUAUUGAUUACAAAGGCGAGCACAGGAAGAGCUCAAAACAAUCGAAAAGUACAGCAAUAAAUAAUUUAAAUAAAAGUGAAGACUCUUGUAAUGGUUUGAAAGUAAAUUCACAGAAAAAUGUAAUGCCAUCGACACCAUUAUCUCAACCUUCUUCGGUUUCCUGUGAAAGUAGUUGUUAUAGUCCAGCCAUUAGUAUAAAUAGUCCAAUGAAUUAUCAAUCAUCGAUGAGUACACACAAGAAGAGAGAUCCAGCAGAAGAAAGACAACGUUUGAGAAAUUAUCGAAUUCCUCACUUACAGAAUCGCGAGCGGGCGGUGACCACUAGUUCAAACACAACUGCUUCACAAAGCCAUAAGAGUCCGGCAACGGUUACCGUUGCGGUUCAAGUGCAGACAGAAACUGAAGAGAUGAAAGUGACAACAAAUACUUCUAAUAAAUCUAAGUCUUUGUCAACUACGAAGAAUCGUAGCGUUGGCACCGAUACUCACAAUACAAAUAAUGGCUAUAAAAGCAUAAAUCGUAAAACGAAAAAAUAUAAAAAAGAUAAAAAUAAUGAAACAAAGAGAUCAAAAUCUCUUUCAAACAAAUCUAAAAAGUCUAAAACAAAGACAUCUCACACAAAAUGUACGGAACCGGUGCUUCAUUCAACCGAUCAGCUAAACUCUAAGAUAGUCAGUGACGGCUAUUCAAGUAAACAUGUCUGUGGUAAUUACGCUGCUAUUUGUUCUGAUAUCGACAAAACUAUUGAACAAAUAUCACCAUUGAGUCAAAAUUGUUCACUCAUAAAGAAAAAUACAGAAAAAACAUCACUUUCUCAAUCAGUUCCUCAAAUAAACGAUAUUUCAAAUAUUAAAUCGAGUCCUGAAUCUCUUAAAAAUGAAAAGGCAUCAUCUGAUAGUGGGAUCCAAUCGCAAGGAGAGUCACCACAUCGACAUCUUUCUAUUAGUGAUACAGAAUUUCUACCAAUGGAUGCGACAACUUCUCAAUUAGAGCCAAAUUCUCAGCAAAUGUCAAACUCUAGACCAGUGAAUACUCGCAACAAAAAACAAAAGAACAAAUCAUUAAAAGAGAAGAAAAACAAAAAGUUGACCAAUAAUUCACUUUUAAGAAUAACCAGUGAUAUUAAAAUUGAUAAAAAUCUAAUUGAUUUAGGAGUCAAAAGUGAUUAUUUUGACACCUCUUCACUGAAUCAUUCACUAAAUCCAAUGUUAUCUCCGACUUCAUCAUUGACAUCAAAUGCUACAAAUGUCGUUCAAUUGACUGAAUUAUUACUCAACAAUUCCAACCCAAAUGAUGCCAUUAUAGGUCAAACUAAGGACUCAAGAAGUCCUUUAAAUUUUAUGCCAAUGAUGAGCGCCAGAAAUUAUUUGCCAUAUCCUCGAAGUCAUUCCAAUUCAGGAGAACAGCCUUUUGUCAAUCAAAAACGUGAAGAUGACUUUGAACUUCUUGUUCGAAGUAUUAAAGAUUCAAUUUGUUCUCAAUUUCAGUCAAAUGAAACUGAAGAACUUGAAUUCGGACAGUUCAGUGUCACCAAUAGUACUGAUUGGAGACAAUCAUCACAUGAGGGCAAUAAUAAUCAUAAUAUUUCUAAUCAAUUGAACGCUGAUAUGCCUUCAUUUAAUUUACGACAAAAUUACAAGAAAUCGAUAGAGUCUUCUGAUAAAAAGCGAAACAAUAGAUUAGAUAAAAACAAAAAAGAUUUGAAAAUUGAAAAGAAAAGUCAAAUUAUUUGUGAGGAAGAGUCACAAAAUAAACGAUUAGAUGUAAGGAAAAGUCGGUCUAAAUCUAAGAAAAGUCAAGACAAACAACAAAACUCUAGUAAAAGUUCAACAAAUUCUCAAUCGACUCUUAAUGUCUUUGAAGUACAAACAGAAGUAAAUUAUUUUAAGACGGAUUUGCAUUCGUUGGACGAAUUGAAUGGUGAAAGACAUUUGAGUGAUAUAGUAAUAAAUAAAGACAUCAUAAAUAAAAACUAUAUUAACCAAAGUAAACAAGAAUUUCGACCCAAAUCUGAGAAAAUACGGCAUUUGAGUCAAUUAUCACCACAAAUGGGUUUUGCAUUUAGGAGUAGUUCAUUAUCAUCUCAUUCAAGAAAACGCAAGAAACACAAGCGUCACAAAAGUAAAAAACAAAAGAGUGAAGUGAAACACAAAGAAAGCCAUUUUGAGAUGAGUUCUGAAGAUAUGUCACUAAUAGAGAAUCUCACGGAAGGCCUACAACUACUUAAGCCAUUUGGCAAACGUAUGGCUUUGAGUCCAUCAGAGAUUAAAGCCAAAGUGUUGCCAACGAUAUUCCAAUUGACUAACUAUUUAAAGAACAUUAAGAUUAACAGAAAACAUCACCGAACAUCUGAAUCCAAUCGAAAUACUACACCGAAAAGUACUCCGAAAAGUACACCUAAAACUAAUGAUCAGAAAUCUGUUCAAUUGAUCCAUGAGUUAAGCGAAACGACAACGAAGUCUUCUACGUCUAAAAAAUCUGGUAAAAAGAAAUCCACAAAUAAUACAAAUCAAUCUGAAGUAGCCAUUGAUAAGAAAAAGGCGGAAAAGAAAAGUGAAGUAACCAACACCUGUCUUCAGACUCAGAACAAUGGCUCAUCCGGUGCUAAUGAACAGAGAUUACCAUUGAAGAAGCGCCAUCACCGACACAUUGAGAGCAAACAGACCAAUGUAUCGCAAAUGGCAUUUUCUGUGACCAACACUAACAAUCAUCUUAACAAUGGUCCUAAUAUUGUGACAAAUUUGAGUGAUAUUAAAACAAAUGUUAAUUUAGUGGAUCAAACAAAUGAAAUGAUUAAUGAAACUAAUGUUGAGAUGAAAAGGAAAACAAAUAUAAAUUUGGUUACAAAUGUUGCCGGAGUUUAUAAUCAGUCGAAGAACAAGAAGUCGAUAUCGAAUGUAAGUCCAAAAUUGAAAUCAAUGACCGAUGGAUACAGUGAUUCAAAAGAAUCGAUAAAUAAUUUGCAAAAUGUUUGUAAAUCUGAUACUUUAAGCGCUAAAAAGUCAGUCAAUUCAAAGUCCAAUAAACGUGAGAUAAACACGAAUAAAGUGAGGAAAGAGAGCUUAAAUGUAGGCACAGUUAUCUCACAAGUGGUGCAUUCAAGUGCUGAUAAGCCCAAUACUAACUUGUCUGACGACUCUCUCAAAUACAAGAGCUCAUCGACAGCAAUGACUGGCAGUACUCUGUUAUGCGCACCUCUGGACAGUAUAGCAAAUAGUGAUAGACUGACUGCAAAUUCAAACGUUACGCCUAUAGUUAGCGAUAAUGUCAAUGAAAAUGAAGGCAAAGAAGGCAAUGAAGUGAAAGCGCAAAACUCUAUUGAAGAGACAAUAGAGCACUGCAUCAGAAAGUAUUCAUCAGAUGUUACCGAAACAAAUGAUGGCACCAAUGAUAGCACACACCUACACAACAACCAAAUGGUCAAACGCAGGAAAAUUGAAGAUACCAUCGAUGACAAACAUAAUGUCGCCACAGACAGUAAACUAACCGAUAAGUGUUUACCUAUUUGUUCUACAUUUGAUAACAUGAGGUCUAAAACCAAUAUGACAUCAAAAGAUAAGGAGACAACUUUAAAAUCAGCAAAAAUUAACAAAAAGCCUUUAAUCGACAAAAAACUAUCAAAGAAUUUAAAGAUCAAACAAACGGUAAAUCAAGACUUGAAAACUAAGUUAUCAAAGACUUGUAAUACACGUGACGUUAAGUUAACGAACUCUAAGAAUAUGAAAUCUGAAACUCAAGUGAAACAACAGAUACAGGAAUCGGGUGUCGGCUCUCAUGAUAUCAAACCAAAAGCAACGAAAAGAAAACGAACCAUUAAUAAGACAGGAUUUACAAAACCUCGCAAAAGAGUUCGUACAGAUAAUAAUGGUAAACAAAAUCAAGUGAAGACCGCAAUUAAUGGUAAACGAACUCACAUUGAAAAUAGUGAUAAUAUUGAAUUUGUGUCACAUAAGAAAAAUCCAUCAAUUGUUGCUAAAACUGCUAUUUCUAGUCAAAGAAUUAAUAAGUGUGUGGUAUCUGAGAAAAUCACUCGAAAUUGUAGUCAUAAAUCAAAUAAAAGUGACACUACUUUGAGCAACAAUAGUAAGAAUAAAACAAAGAAAAUGGAUUCAGAAAUAGGUGUCUUCCAAAAGUCUAGUACUCAACAAAAUAAAAGGACUAAUUGUUUAAAUAAAAGUGAAAAUAAAGAAAUGAGUUCCUUAUCUAAGAAGUUGACUAAUAUUAAACCAUUAAAACCUGAACGGCGUUUGUCUAAAGCAAGUAUUGACUCCCUGUCCUCAUCAGAAGCCUAUCUAAGUGAACAAAGCAGUGUUUCAGAUGCACCGAUAUAUAUGGUUACUGAGCCAUCAAACAAACAGAAUAUAGAUCCAAAUAAAAAACUUUAUCGAAGUUUUCAGAGAAAUCUUCCGUUUAAAAGAUACUUAAAGUCUGGCAAAUAUUCAGAUGAUUUGACAAAAAAUGAUAAGACUUGUAUAAAUAGUGAGAAAAUUGACAAAACAAGUGAUGACCAAAAUUCACAGUUAAGUUUGACUUCUGAUGAUCUAAAAUCAGACAAAAUAAAUGACGAACAAAAGUCUGAGAAAAUUUCUGGCGAAGAAUCUGAAAGUAUAACAACUAAAGAGGAGACUAAAACUAUUAACAAAUUGAUUCAAAUGCCUGAAUUGGAUUUUACUGAACCCGAAGAGUUUUUAUUACCAUAUGAUGUUUGGUAUCAAUACGAUAGACAACAGGCUUUAAAUCUGUCGAAUCCAUCACAUUAUAAGCGAAUUAAAAACAAUAUAUUCGUUGACGUGAAGCCAAUCACUAGAUAUCCGAUGCAAAGCUGUAUGUGUAAAAAGCCCGAUCCAUCAGAUAAAGAGACUAAAAGUUGUGGCGCUGAUUGUCUUAAUCGUCUUAUGUAUCAGGAGUGCUCACCACAGACCUGUCCGGCCGAAGAUUAUUGUCAAAACCAGAGAAUACAACGACGUCAAUGGAGUCCUGGUUUAGAUCGGUUUAUGACAUCUAACAGAGGUUGGGGUAUCAGAACCACUGAACCCAUUAAAAGCGGUGAUUUCAUACUUGAAUACAUCGGAGAAGUAGUGAGCGAACAGAAAUUUAAGGACCGUAUGGCCAAAGUCUAUAAAAAUGAUGUCCACCACUAUUGCCUUAAUAUUAACUCAACGAUUGUCAUCGAUGGCUAUCGUAUGGGAGACGAGGGACGCUUUGUUAACCACAGUUGCGAACCUAACUCCGAGAUGCAAAAGUGGUCAGUUAAUGGUGUUUAUAGGAUUGGAUUAUUUGCCUUAAGAGACAUUAUGCCAAAUGAAGAGCUAUCUUAUGAUUAUAACUUUGAUAACUUCAAUAUCGAGACUCGACAGGUCUGUAAAUGUGGAAGUACUAAAUGCCGCCGAUAUAUAGGCGGACGAUCACAACGGGGCAACUCUUCAGCAAAUAAAGAUAAAGAUAAUAGUGAUAAAAGUGAUAAUACAUCAGCUAAAGAGGUCACACUAUCACAAUCAUGAAAUUAGAUAAUUAAAUGUUGUUAACAAACAAUAUAAAGACUGAUUAAUUUUUAUAGCAAAUUAUUUGAUUGUUUAUUUGAUAAACUGAUAUUCACUCACAUAUUGAAAUCACACUCAAACACAAAACAUGUAAUAUAUGUAUUGUAUUAUACAGUUAUGCCAUAUAUUUAAUUCAUUGUCAUAAUUAAGAAUUGCAAUCUUCUUGAGCACCAUUCAACAGGUGGCCCAUAACGGGGUCCCCUCUAAGGGAUUAAUCACAUAAUUCACUUUAUCAUCAAAUAUAUCAUAAUUUGCUUAAAAUUAUGUCUGCUUUUUAAAUGAAUCAAAUUAUUAUUAAUAUUAAUAUUAUGUAAUCUCAAUGACAGUGGUCUCUCCUACUAUUGGGCCGAUUAUUUUUAUGACAUUUUAAAUUAUUACAAAAUUAGUGCAAUUAUUACUAUAUGUAAACUUUACUGUUAGACUUAUAAUAUAAAAUAGUUUGUUGAAUAUUUCUAUAUAUCAGUUCACCCCUUCCUCUAUUGUCGUAUCAAAUGAAAUCAAUUUUAUGCAUUAAUCUGUAUUUUAAUUUAUUUAGUUGUAAACUAUAGACUUUAUUGACAAACAAUUUGUAAAAUAGUGUCAUUAUAUAGUACUACUGUUUCCCAUUAAAAUCCCCGUCAGAUAACCUGUUGAUUCAUUUAAAAAUCACUAAUUUUUAAUUAUUGCUAUAAUUUUAUUAUUUAUAAUUUAAUAAAU
This is a messenger RNA of Oppia nitens, 7648 nucleotides long. RefSeq names its product variant-silencing SET domain-containing protein-like (gene ash1). Gene Ontology annotation, molecular function: histone methyltransferase activity; protein binding. The transcript has 2 exons. NCBI's taxonomy places the organism in Eukaryota, Metazoa, Arthropoda, Arachnida, Sarcoptiformes, Oppiidae. Gene Ontology annotation, cellular component: nucleus. The record is from RefSeq and is a predicted model, not a curated record. Bases 500 to 6913 code for a protein of 2137 amino acids.